Molecule: messenger RNA, 1044 nt
Organism: Auanema sp. JU1783
Lineage: Eukaryota; Metazoa; Nematoda; Chromadorea; Rhabditida; Rhabditidae
Source: the annotation of a GenBank genome assembly
AUGUCUUGGGGCUCAAGGGCAACACGAGCUGUUUCCGUCGCGGGUCUUUUCGGAUUGACAACAGCUUCAACUCCCCAGAAAGAAAAUUCGCCAACUUGCCCCAUCCUUAUUCAUAGACCUGAACAGCAAAAAGGAGAUGUUCAGCUCAGUAGAAAAGUUGUCAAUCACCUCGAUAAAACUGGAUUGAAUCUUCGUCUUUAUCAAUACGAGACUUGUCCUUUCUGUUGUAAGGUCAGAGCUUUCCUAAGUUAUUAUGGAUUCUCACAUGAGGUUGUAGAAGUCAAUCCUGUUACGAGAUCUCAAAUUAAAUUCAGUACUCAGUACAAAAAGGUUCCAAUCAUAAGAAGCAACAAUGAGGAAACUCUGUAUGAUUCUUCUCUUAUCAUAUCAAUGUUGGGUACAUAUCUCCAUCUGAAAGAUCGUUCCUUAUCUGAAAUUGAAGCCAUGUAUCCUUCUGUAGAUAGCGUCGAUGCUAAGGGAAAACCUUCGAAAAAUUACCCCAACAAGUAUUUUAUUAUGUUAGAAAAAAUUGCUUCUGAAAAGGAUAUGGCCAGUGCUAAAGAAGAGAGAGAAUGGAGGGAAUGGGUUGAUGAUCAUUUCAUCCACCUGAUCUCACCUAACGUCUAUGGAACCUGGGAAGAAGCUUUGAGUACUUUCAAAUGGUUUGAACAAGUUGGUAACUGGGAAAUCAACUUCCCAUAUUGGGAAAGAAUUCUCGCUGUAUAUGUAGGAGCUGCUGCUAUGUGGGCAUUGAGCAAACGUCUGAAGAAGAAGCAUAAUAUUGAUGAUGAACGUACCGCUUUACGGGAUGCGUGUAAUGCAUGGAUGGAUGCUAUCGGUCCAAAUCGCAAGUUUAUGGGUGGAGAUCGUCCAAACCUAGCUGAUAUAUCCUUGUAUGGAGCAAUGAACUCUUUCUAUGGAUGCCAAGCAUUCAAAGAGGUAAUUGUCGCAGGAAGCAGAAUAGGCGACUGGCAUACCAGCAUGAAGAAGGUUGUGGAAGAACACGAGGGUAGAACCAUAUUAGAGAGUAUCAGAAAACAAUGA